CUCGGUUGCAAGAGGAGCGGUGCGGACGAGGCUGCCCUGCAGCGACGGCGCUCGCGGCAAGAGGCGUUCUGGCGCACCUGCUGCCUCUUGCGCGGGCGCACGGAAGAGGAACCCGGCGCUCCGCUUGCAGGAGCGAAGGGCGGCGUCUGCAGGACCAAGGGAGUAGAAAAAAUAAAGAAUGGCGAGUCAAUUCUACGAAAGUUUCUAAGAGAGAGCAGCAGUCUUCAAUGCAACAGCUGCUGUGCUGCCUCUACAAUGAUUUUGAAAUGACACUGCUACAUUCUUCUUUACCACUGGCUAAGCAGCAUUAGUUGGACUAUACUGGCUUCAAACCAACAAACAAAACUUAAAUCCUGAUCGCUGGCCAAAGAUAAACCAGUGUGAUGUUGAAAUGAGAUGAGGCUGCGAAAUGGAACUGUGGCCACCGUGUUAAUUUUCAUCACAUCUUUCCUUAGUUUGUCCUGGUACACAGCAUGGCAGAAUGGGAAAGAAAAGCUGAUUGCUUAUCAAAGGGAAUUUCAUGCUUUGAAGGAACGUCUUCGCAUAGCUGAGCACAGAACCCUGCAGCGUUCCUCUGAAUUGAAUGCCAUCUUGGAGCAGUUCAGACGGGCAGUGGCAGAAACAAAUGGAAGUAAGGAUGCGCUGAGCAGUGUUUCAGAUGAAACGUUAAAAUUGUUAAAGGAGCUAACAAGCCGAAAAGCUCUUCAAGUGCCAAAUAUAUAUUACCACUUGCCUCAUUUGUUGAAAAAUGAAGGAAGCCUUCGACCUUCAGUGCAGGUUGGCCUGGGACGAACAGGAGUUUCUAUAGUAAUGGGAAUUCCUACUGUAAAGAGAAAAGUAAAAUCUUACCUAACAGAAACUCUUCACUCACUGAUCGAUAAGCUGUCUCCGGAAGAGAAAUUAGACUGUGUUAUGAUUGUCUUCAUAGGAGAGACGGAUCUUGACUACGUAAAUGGAGUUGUAGCAAGCCUAGAAAAAGAAUUUUCUACAGAAAUCAGUUCUGGCUUGGUGGAAGUAAUAGCUCCACCUGCAUCCUACUAUCCUGACUUGACGAAUCUAAAAGAAACAUUUGGAGACUCAAAAGAAAGAGUCAGAUGGCGGACAAAGCAAAAUCUGGACUAUUGUUUUCUUAUGAUGUAUGCACAGAAAAAAGGUGUUUACUACAUUCAGCUUGAGGAUGACAUCGUUGUCAAGCAGAAUUACUUCAGCACAAUAAAAAAUUUUGCACUUCAGUUGGCAUCUGAAGACUGGAUGAUUCUAGAAUUUUCUCAGCUGGGAUUCAUUGGUAAAAUGUUCCAGUCUCCAGAUAUUACACUCAUUGUAGAGUUCAUAUUUAUGUUUUAUAAAGAGAAACCCAUUGAUUGGCUCUUGGAUCACAUUCUUUGGGUGAAAGUUUGCAACCCUGAGAAAGAUGCAAAACAUUGUGAUCGACAAAAAUCAAAUCUUAGAAUACGCUUCAGGCCUUCGCUUUUCCAGCACGUUGGCCUGCACUCCUCUCUAGCAGGAAAAAUUCAAAAACUUACUGAUAAAGACUUCCUGAAACCAUUAUUGCAUAAAAUCCAUGUGAAUCCACCUGCAGAAGUAUCUACAACUUUAAAGGUCUAUCAAGGUCAUGCUCUUGAAAAAGCCUACAUGGGUGAAGACUUUUUUUGGGCAGUUACGCCAAUUGCUGGGGAUUAUAUCCUGUUUAAAUUUGACAAGCCAGUCAAUGUAGAAAGAUACCUGUUCCAUAGUGGCAACCCAGAACAUCCAGGAGAUGUAUUUGUCAAUACAACAGUGGAAGUAUUGCCUUUUAAGACUGAAGAGCUGGUUUUAGGCAAAGAAACCAAAGAGAAACGGUUGGAAGAUGGGUAUUUCAGAAUAGGCAAAUUUGAGAACAGUAUAGCUGAAGGAGCAGUUGAUCCCAGUCUAAAUCCAAUUGCAGCUAUCCGGCUUCUGGUAAUUCAGAAUUCGUCUGUCUGGGCAAUUCUAAAUGAGCCAAGAAAUGAGAAGCUAAGCUUUUUACCUCACCUGCACAUACGUGAGUCAUGCAGGUACGUCCCUUCUUUAGAACUACACUACAACACAAUCAGCCUCACAGAUUGUAUCUCUCGCUUCCUGAAAGGUUUAAACAAGUGUGUGCUUUACUUGAAUUAUGAUAUUUGCCAAGGUUUGAACAUGCCAUUUUGAAUGUUAUAAGCCUUAAUAAUGGCUAAAUAGAGUAAGAAUGGCUCACAGGUCUGUUUUCUUUUUCUUAAGAAAAAUAAAUAAAUUUUAGUAAUUGAAUAUCUUGAUCAUCAUUAAUAAAUGGCUUAAUUUAGAGAGAUGCCCCAUUCCCUUCAGCCUGUCUGCUUUAUAGGUGUGUUUGUUCUUGCUCUUGUAUGAUCUGCAACUUUGGUUCUACAACCAGCCUUUUUCUCGGACACUCCAUGUUUCCAUUUACAGUAGCUGCUGUUAAACUUCCUUUUAGAGCUAGAUUUUUGACUUUGUUAAUCUUGCUGCUAUAUUUGAAAACCUAACUGGGUCAUGUUAACUGUGCCUUUCAUCAAUGUUCUAUGUGCCACA
Messenger RNA from Elgaria multicarinata webbii, 2544 nucleotides. RefSeq names its product alpha-1,3-mannosyl-glycoprotein 4-beta-N-acetylglucosaminyltransferase A (gene MGAT4A). Lineage: Eukaryota; Metazoa; Chordata; Lepidosauria; Squamata; Anguidae. Gene Ontology annotation, cellular component: endoplasmic reticulum; Golgi stack; endoplasmic reticulum-Golgi intermediate compartment. Gene Ontology annotation, biological process: protein N-linked glycosylation. The transcript is spliced from 17 exons. Bases 397 to 2169 code for a protein of 590 amino acids. Gene Ontology annotation, molecular function: acetylglucosaminyltransferase activity. The record is from RefSeq and is a predicted model, not a curated record.